UGCGACAGCCCCGCCCCGCCUCCCCCGCCGCCCCCUCCCAGCGCCCCCCCGCCCCCGCCGCCCCCUCCCCCCGGCCUGGGGAACCCCCGAAAGAAGAGGAGGGUUCGGAGCUUCUUCUGGAAGACCAUCCCGGAGGAGAAGGUGCGGGGGAAGCCCAACAUCUGGACGAUGGCGGUGCGGCAGCAGCAGUACCAGAUCGACGUCCGCACCGUGGAGGAGCUCUUCGGGCAGCAGGAGGUGCGCACGGCGCCCCCCACAGGCUCCAGAGCACCCUGCGGCAGCCUGACUAGGGGAGGCUCCUUCAAAGAGACCAAGGAAGAGAUCAGCAUCCUCGACUCCAAGAGAGGGAUGAACGUGGGAAUCUUCCUCAAGCAGUUCAGAAAGCCAAACCUGUCCAUCAUUGAAGACAUCCGCCUUGGCAACAGCAAGCCGUACGGCUCUGGACCCCUGAAAGAACUUCUGAAGCUGCUGCCUGAAUCGGAGGAGGUGAGGAAACUGCAAGCAUUCAAGGGCAAUGCCAACAAACUGACUCUCGUGGACUCGUUCAUGUACCUUCUGAUCCAGGUCCCGAGUUUUGAUGUUCGUAUUGAAGCCAUGGUGUUGAGAGAGGAGUUCUCCCCUUCCUGUUCCGUGAUGAGCCACGAGAUUGAUGUCAUCCGCAAUGCCACUAAAGAGUUAAUGACCUGUGAGGAGCUGCAUGCCGUCUUGCACUUGGUCCUGCAGGCUGGAAACAUUAUGAAUGCAGGUGGUUAUGCAGGCAACGCUGUGGGCUUUAAGCUGUCGUCUCUCCUGUCUUUGGCUGACACCAAGGCCAACAAGCCUGGGAUGAACCUCCUCCACUUUGUGGCCUUGGAGGCACAGAAGAAGGACGAGAGUCUGCUGAAGUUUCCCGAGAAGCUGCUGCAUGUGCAGAGCGCAGUCCGGAUAUCGGUGGAGAAUAUCGAGGUGGAGUUUGAGUCUCUGUACGUGAGGACCAGGGCUCUGGAGGAGAAGAUUCAGAGAGACCCUGAGCUGCAGGUGCAGUUGAGUCAGUUCCUGCAGGGUGCCACGCGGAUGCUGCAGGACCUGAAGAAGCGCAGGUUGGAUCUGCGUAAAGAGGGAAACUCGCUCAUAGACUUCUUCUGCGAGGAUAAAGACGCCUUCAAACUGGACGACUGCUUCAGGAUAUUCCAGGACUUCUGUCUCAAGUUCAAAAAGGCUGUGAAGGAUAACAUGGAGCGUAAGCAGAAGGAGGCAGCGCGGCUGCAGCGUCUGCGGGAGCUGGAGGAGAAGCGGAGCGCGUGGGGGGGCGGGGCCGGGGGCCGGGAGCAGGGCGGGGGCUUCGGCCGCAGCAGCAGCGAGAACGACGUGGAGACCCUCACCAAGGAGGGGCUCCUGGACUUCCUGCAGCAGCGGCCCCUCAGCCCCCACCGGCCCCUGAGCCGCUCGGCCAGCGCCCGACGCCACCGCAGCGCCGCCGUGACCGCCGACCGCCAGCUGCAGAGCUACCUGGAGCUGUUCAGCACCGACGACCCCGCCAAGUUCAGCAGCCUGCCCCGCCCGGGCCGCGCGCACCACCGCGGGACCUCCGCCUGGCUGCUGUCCCAGGACGACAACCGCGAGCUGGGCCCCAAGGCCCCGCCGUCCUGCGGGAGGCAGGUGACCUCGCCCGGGUGCUGCACGGACCCCAUCAGCCCCCUGGCCCGACCCUCGGCCUACAACAACAACAACGACGCUGAGGACCCGCGCGUGAACGAUAACGAGCUGGUCACUGUGUCGGAGGGUGGGCUUGUCCUCAGGGCUGGGCACAACAGGGACAGGGUGGAGAGGGGGGUGGGCGUUGGGCAAAUGAACGUUAAUCUGGAGCGCUGUUCCCUGGUAUCCGGGCUGCAGAAUUUUGACCUCCUCACGAUGGUCAACAACAAUGACGGCGGCGACGCACGUUUAGCCGACCGUGGGUUUGUCCUGGUUACCGAUCUGGAGAGGGAGAGGGAUCCUCCAAAGACACUGGUUUUGGACACACCUCCAUCCAGCAGGGGCUUGGGGAGGGGACGGGACCCCAGGUCGGCCUGGGAUUACAGACUGAGCUCCCCUCAGAAGGAGGAGGAGGAGGACACCAGCACCGUCUCCUCCACCACCUGCGACACGCCCUUGCCCCUCGACACGCCUGUCUCCAACAGGAAACCCAUGUUCUACAUCAUGGACUGCACAGAGACCGACUGCUCCGUGACCCUCGACCUGUCCGAUAUCGACAACCCCCCCAUCAGGAGGGAAGGCGUCGAGGGCAACACGACUCUGGACUCCGAGGGUCGGAGUAACCCCAAGGACCUGGGUUCGCUUUCGUCCAACUUGGAAUCUGGAUCCACCGGCGAGACUUCCGCAUCAAAGUCGGUGUCCACAAAUGAGCCGCCAGCGUCAAAAUCCACAUUCACAGAUGAGCAGCAAGAGCCCUGCAACACCCCGGAGGACAACCCCAAAGAAGUGGCCGCCGGACCUACGCAGACCCCCCAAACCUUGCACGGCAAAACCAAGACGGUGUCGAAGACCCCGUCGGCGGCUCGAACCGUUGCCUCCGGCCGCCCCGCCCGAACGCGGACCCCUGCGGAGAACCAGAGCAUGCGCAAAGUGGUCCCGCUCACCAAGCUGAGCCGGUCCGGGAGCGGCGCCAGGCGGGUGGACAGGCCUCCGGGCUACGAGAGCGCCGAGCCCAGGCGCGCGCUGAGAGACCAGAGCGCCCCGGCCAGGAGGGGAGAGAGGAUGCCCCGCGCCGCCCGCCAUUCCAGCCUCCCGCCCGACGAGUCCAAGGCCCAGCGCGCGGGCGGCGCCGGUGCGUCCCGUUGGGCCCGAGACCAGACCCCACGCAAGCCGCCGUUCUGGAAGCCCAGUGCCAAACCCGUGAGGACCGUCCCCAAGGCUCCGCCCGAGGAGAAGAUGUGCCGCUCCACCCUGAGGGCCCUGGCUCAGGCCGCGGCCGCCUCUGAGGGCGGGGCCCCUCAGACCCCCACCCACAGCGCCCUGCCCAGCUUCGCCCGCAACACCGUGGCCUCCUCCUCCAGGACCAAGAAAGACCCUGCCGCCGCGGCGACAGACUCCACCCCCUCGACCCCUUCCAAAAGCGCCCUGGGCAGGACAGGCUCCAUGAGGCAAGCGGCGACCAGAGCGCCCCCUGUGGGCGAGCAGCACGUGGCCCGGGGGAAGGAGAAGCUUCCGGGCUCGCUGCAGAGAGUGCAGAGCGUACGGGCCUCCAGCCGGAGCGGGCAGCGUGCCGAAACGCCGCCUCCCGGGAGAGAACGUUCCAGAAAGAGCAGCACCUUCUCCGAGAAGUCAAUCCAGUCUAAAGACUCUAAAGACAGCUCCAGUAAAACCCUCAAGCCCACAUGGAAAUGAAAUAGAGGGGUGAGAAAAGUACAAGCAACGAUGGGACUUUGUUUAAAGAAAAAGCCCUGAAUGAGAAUGUUAUUAAUUUAAUAAAGUUUAGAUUUGUAUUUUUGUUCAUAAUUUUCUGCUUCUAGUCAUGUUGUAUAGUUUUACCGAAUCAUGGCCUUUUGAAAGAGAUCGCUUUGACAAGCUUCCAAUGGUGAUGUUGGUGGUGAACAGCUAGCUUCUGAAUGACUCCUGAGGAGUACAUCUUAUUCACAUCAGGAAUUUUCUAGUUCUAUAGUAACAUUUUAAUUUGAGGUAAUUAAAAGCAACACAUGCACUCACCAAGCCUGGGAUGAAUAUGGUUUUAAAUUUUGUCCGUAUCAUGAAAAAUGCCUUGUAUCUCAAGACGCAUUUAAAGUUCUCGUCCAUCCAUGUACUGUUCGGUAGCUCAAUAACUAAAGUUGGCUGAAGAUACCAUGUGAAUUAAGUAUAAUUCUGUCUUGGUAGAUUGGUAGAUUUUUUUGGUUCCUGAGAAUUAUUAUUUUUUAGAUACAAGGAUUUUGCCUGAAUCUGGUAAUAUGCUUGAAGAGGAGCUACAAUGUUUUAGAAAAUUCUCAAAAAGUAACUGUAAAUAAAUAAAAAAUCCAAUACCAUUUGUAAUCCAUUGAAAAUAAUGUAAUGAAAACAAUGUAAUGAAAAUAAAUGCUUGACCAUAAAAUGCCAGAAUGUAGCCAUUUUGAAAAGAUGGUAUUUACAAAUAUCAAAUACUGAUUGGUGCAUAUUAACAUUGGGACUAUGUUUUCAUAAAUCUCCUUCGUCACGUUUUACCCAGGAAGCCUGUCGACAAACGGCAAGCCCACCUCCCGAGUGGCCCCAUCUGCCUGCUCUGUUUUGUAUGUAACGUCUAAUAUGUAACAGGUGAUGUGUGAAAAAUAACCUGCUGAAUAAUAUGCUGUACCACUGCUGAACAUCUCGGGUGAGGCGGGGUGAUCUGGGGUACGAGCUAUCUAUAGGCUGCCCUGCUGCUCUUUGUGUUUGUGAUUGACUGCUCAGCCAAUCAAACUGCUCCCCUGCUGCUCGCUCUGCUCUGGACCCCGCCCUCUUUGAUGAUUCACUCGCAGUCUCACUGUUCUCCUCGGCUUGUGGUAUGUCAGUGUUUUAUGUGUCUACCUAUACCGCCUCUCUGGUAACGUAUCCAUCCCAGUACGGAAAUGACCACUGCACACCAUGCAAGAGAUAUUUUUGCUACCUGCUAUAAAUUGAAGCUUAUGCUGCAGUACAAAUUGAAUGGUUGUAUUUUUAUUUUAUUUAAUUGUUUGUGUGUGGGUGGCAUUGGAAUUACAUGCUUCCCUAUGUUAUUUGCCUAUAAAUAAACAGUUCUCAUUAA
Messenger RNA from Conger conger (European conger), 4729 nucleotides. RefSeq names its product FH2 domain containing 1 (gene fhdc1). The annotation marks the transcript as partial. The transcript has 11 exons. The record is from RefSeq and is a predicted model, not a curated record. Lineage: Eukaryota; Metazoa; Chordata; Actinopteri; Anguilliformes; Congridae.